Molecule: messenger RNA, 1955 nt
Organism: Aricia agestis (brown argus)
Lineage: Eukaryota; Metazoa; Arthropoda; Insecta; Lepidoptera; Lycaenidae
Exons: 3
Coding region: 1-1875 (624 amino acids)
Source: RefSeq, a predicted model, not a curated record
AUGAAGAGCCUGCUUUUGACUCUUCUCUCAUUGGCUGCGAUAGCAGCGUCGGAGCCGCAGCUGGCUUCCGACCUUGUUGCCGCCGAGAGUAACCAAAAAGCAGACCAGGCUGUAGAAGCCAGCCAGCAGGUAGAACAGGCUGUGGAGGUCAGCCAGCAGGCAGACCAGGCCGCCGAAGCCAGCUUGAUCAACCCGCUCAAUAGCUAUAUAGGUUACGAACAAAACAAGUACAGACCUGCGUACAAAAUCGUUUCCGUGGAGCAAGUCCUCAAGCCCCUGGUCUCCGAGAUCAUCAUCCCCCAGAACCACAUCGGCCUCGGCAACUACAAGAACCGCUACCUUGGCUACGGCCUCGGGUAUAAAAACCUAGUUGACCUAGGCCAGGGUCUGCAGGCUCUAGACUACAAGAUAGGAGCGCUGAGCCAGAACCUGAAUUACGAUGGGGGACUCCAGAUCGUCUCCAACUGGCGCAACCGCGGGUACGGCUGGCAGCAGAACCUGGGCUACAACAAGGGUUACGGCCUCCAGCUGAACCGGGGCUUCAACAAGCCGUACCUCGGAGUCAUCGGCCUGCAGCCGAACAUCCAGGCCCAGGAGUACAACAGCUGGAAUCAGAACAAUCAGGGCAAUAGAGGCAACCAGUGGCAGCUGGGCCAGAUGCAGUUAGGCCAGGUGCAGUUCGGCAUUGGAAAUAACAUUGGCAACCAGCAGAAUCAGGGCAACCAGUGGCAGCUUGGCCAGGUGCAGCUCGGCAUAGGAAACAACGUCGGUAACCAGCAGAACCAGGGCAACCAGGGGCAGCUUGGCCAGGUGCAGCUUGGCAUAGGAAACAACGUCGGCAACCAGCAAAACCAGGGCAACCAGGGGCAGCUUGGUCAGGUACAGUUUGGCAUAGGAAACAACGUCGGCAACCAGCAAAACCAGGGCAACCAGGGGCAGCUUAGCCAGUUGCAGCUCGGCAUAGGAAACAACGUCGGCAACCAGCAAAACCAGGGCAACCAGGGGCAGCUUGGCCAGGUGCAGCUCGGCAAUGGAAACAACAAGGGCAACCAGCAGAACCAGGGCAACCAGCAGAACCAGGGCAACCAGGGGCAGCUUGGCCAGGUGCAGCUCGGCAUAGGAAACAACGUUGGCAACCAGCAAAAUCAGGGCGGCCAGGGGCAGCUCGGUCAGCUUCAGAUCGGUGUAGGAAAUAACUUCGGCAACCAACAGAACCAGGGUGGUCAAGGUCAAGGCAACCAAGGCAACAACCAGGGUAGCAACCAGGGCGACCAACUGAGCCAAGUGCAGAUAGGCCUCGGCAAUAACAUUGGAAACCAGCAGAACCAAGGCUGGCAGCUCGGCUUGGGCAACCAGCAGAACCAGGGCAACCAGCAGAACCAGGGCAACCAGCAGAACCAGGGCAACCAGCAGAACCAGGGCAACCAGGGGCAGCUUGGCCAGGUGCAGCUCGGCAUAGGAAACAACGUUGGCAACCAGCAAAAUCAGGGCGGCCAGGGGCAGCUCGGUCAGCUUCAGAUCGGUGUAGGAAAUAACUUCGGCAACCAACAGAACCAGGGUGGUCAAGGUCAAGGCAACCAAGGCAACAACCAGGGUAGCAACCAGGGCAACCAACUGAGCCAAGUGCAGAUAGGCCUCGGCAAUAACAUUGGAAACCAGCAGAACCAAGGCUGGCAGCUCGGCUUGGGCAACCAGCAAAACCAAGAUGGCUGGCAGCUCGGCUUGGGCAACCAGCAAAAUCAAGGGGGCUGGCAGCUCGGUCUGAUCAACCAGCAGAACCAAGGCAACCAGUGGCAGAUUGGCGUGGGCAACCAGGGCAACUACGGUUGGCAGUACAAUCUGAUCAAUGGCAAAGGAUAUAAGAUGUACGAAUGAAGAUCUCAAAAAAAAAACUAAACAAAUACUUCAAAAGAACUAUGAGAGACUUUGAAGUCUAACUAGAAAAGCUUUUCAUG